UUUAAGGAUCGUAGCGACUCGGUGGUAGCGCGACGACGACGACGACGACGACGCGUUUUCGCGAGCAAUUCGUCCCAUAGAGCUUAUUAGGAGGACGGCCUCUAUCUCCCCUCCCACAACUCGCGACGUCGAUUCUAGCGGGACACGAGCGAUCGCGCGUCUAUGCACAAGCCUGCUUCGUAUAUAUACCUGCGUAACGCCGAAAAAACCUGGCCAGUCGUGUACGAAGCCUGUCACCGUUACACGCGCGGAUUUCCCUUGCUUCGCGUUCCCUCUUUUUGCCGUCCACCAAACAACAGCCACCGCCGUUUUCCUCGGAGAACGAGGAGAUCCUUACUAUCCUUGGGGGACCGAUCGAUUUCGACUGGAAGAUUUUCCGUGCGCAUUUUUGAAAAGUAAUAAAGUUUGGGACGAGAAACUUUUUUCCUCUUCCCUCAUCGAAAGUGGAAGAACUCUUUGAUUUUGGAUCCAUAAAGUCUCCCACGGGAUUCGAAGGAAUCUCCUCUGGGUUGAAGGAAAUUAGAAAAAUCUACGGAAGGGAAAAUUUGAAAAAGUAGACAAUUCGAAAGAGUUAGAAAUUUAAAGUUUAAAAAUUUAUUAUUAAUUAUCAGAAGUGGACAAAGUCGUCCUUCGACGAAAUCGGACGAGAUUUUUAUAGAGAGAGAGAGAGAGAGAGAGAGAGAGAGAAAGAGAGAGAAAAGAUUUAUCCAAUUGGAAAAAUUGGAUAUAAUUGGAGAAGAAUAUAGAAUUUUUCCUGAAGUAUUUAAUUACAAUUUCGCUGGCAGUGGCAAAAAAGUAUACGAAUCAACAACGUUGUUAUAACUCAACAAAAGUUAUUAUAACUCGCUUUUUUGUUUUUUUUUUUUUCGAAAAAUUUCCAUCCAAUACUCAACGAAAGUUGUACGGAAUCUUGCUACUUCUCCAAGUGUUUCGAACAGUUUUUCCUUCGCGGCGAUACGACAGACAGAGCUCGUACAAAUUUGAGACUGGCUUCUAUCGAUUAUCAGCACGGUGAUAAGGUAAACUCUAAUUGGCUACCGGCAACCGGGAGAUACGUGGAAACAGAAGCACUUUCGAUUGCAUCUGUGAGCCGCGAGGAUUUACUUAGCUCUGUGCCGUUGAUCGAUAAAUCAUAUCGCAUGACGGUAACCAAGAUUUUAACAAAUGAGAAUAACAGGAACGGUCGAAAUCGUUAUCUACCGCUAUAUUGCCAGUGUUCAUUCAGAGAGAUAAAAUAAAAUAGGCGGAGGAGAUCGAUAUAAUAAAGGAUCUUUCGAAUCGAAAAUCGAGGAGGAGAGAGAAAGAGAGAGGGUGGAAGGAAGGAUCUUUAUUCGAUGUGCUCUAGGAUGUGAAUUGAGAAUCGUUUUUUAAAGAAAAAACAGAAAAACUGUCAAAGAUUUUUUUCAUUCUGGAAUUCUGAAAAUCAAGGAUCGAAGACAUACACAUACACCAUGGAGAAAAAUGAAAAAGAGGAACAAGGCAAUCCCAUGAAAGAGUUCAAUAGCAGAACAAAAAUAGCCACCAUUGAAAUUGAAGGAUACAACGAGAAGGAUGAAUUAUACAAUCCCUUCGAAAAUCGUGACAAGAAAAAUUCCAAUUCAGAUUUUGGUGCUCUGGCUCAUCUAUUAAAAUCAUCCCUCGGUACCGGAAUCCUCGCCAUGCCGAAUGCGAUCAAAAAUGGCGGGGUGAUAUUCGGCGGAAUAGGGACGAUAAUAAUCGGUUUAAUAUGCGCGCAUUGUGUCCACAUAUUGGUUCGCUCGUCCCAUAUUCUGUGCAAACGUACGAAAACACCCCAGAUGACGUAUGCCGAGACAGCGGAAGCUGCGUUCCUUUGCGGUCCAAAAACCGUCAGGCCUUUCGCUAAUUUCAGUCGAAUGUUCGUAAAUGCCGCAUUGUGCGCGACAUACAUAGGCGGUGCUUGCGUAUACGUGGUUUUCGUAUCGACCUCGAUUAAACAGCUGGUGGACUUUCACACCGGUAUGGCAAUACCGAUACGAUUGUACAUACUCACACUGAUACCAGCGGUGUUAUUGCUGGGGCAAGUGCGAAAUUUGAAGUUCAUGGUGCCGUUCUCUAUCGUGGCCAACCUUUCCAUGAUGACCGGUUUCGCGUUGACUCUGUAUUAUAUCUUCAACGACAUCAAAAUACCGUCGCAUGUGAAGCCAAUCGCCUCGAUCGAACAAUUGCCUUCGUUCUUCGCUACCGUACUAUUUGCCAUCGAGGGUAUCGGUGUUGUGAUGCCUGUCGAAAAUAGUAUGAAGAAUCCUCACCACUUCCUUGGUUGUCCAAGUGUUCUUAAUAUAACAAUGACUAUAGUGGUAUCUUUGUACACUGUAUUAGGCGUGUUCGGAUAUUUGAAGUACACGGAAGAUAUCAAGGGGAGUAUCACGCUAAAUAUACCAACAGAGGACAUAUUGGGACAAGCGGUAAAAUUGCUCAUAGCACUGGCAGUUUUAUUCACAUACGGAUUACAACUUUUCGUCCCGAUGGAUAUCAUGUGGAGAGCUGUGAAAGAGAAAUGUAGUCACAAGUAUCAAGGCCUGUGCCACACAGUAAUGAGAAUAUGCAUAAGUAUAUUUACAAUUUGUGUGGCAUUACUCGUUCCUGAACUCGAGCCGUUCAUCUCUUUGGUCGGUUCGAUAUUUUUCUCGAUACUCGGCAUCACGAUUCCAGCCAUCGUUGAAACAAUUUCUUGUUGGGACGGCCAUCUUGGCAGAGGCAAAUGGAGAUUUUGGAAAAACAGUACGCUUGUGAUAUUCUCUCUGUUGGCGUUAAUAUUCGGUUCCUGGAUCUCUAUUUCAGAUAUAAUCAAAUUAUAUAAAUAAGUUUAUUUAUAAUGUAUUCGCGUACGUGGAAAAAAAGACUUAAUUUUCUUAAAAUAUGUUAAUAUGUUCACUGUAUACUACAUUGUAUAUAUAUAUAUUAUUGGUAAAUUCGAAUUUGUUUGAAAACAAUACGCAUGUGAUAUCGAUUCAAAGAAUAUGAUACAAAUUGAAAAUCAAGUUUAGAUAUAAAGUUUUAUGAUGUAGCAUAAAAAAUAGACUUUGCAAAAAAAUUAUUUGAUAAUUUUAAUGAUUUUUAAUUAAAGAUUUUUGUCUGCAGUGAACGUGUUAAAAUUCUCAAGACUAGAUUCUCUUGAAUAUUUGUACAUUUGUACUUACACUCAUCGUAAUAUAAUUUAUCAUGUAAUGUAAUCCGUAUUGCCAUAGAAUAUUUAUUUUUAAGAGUAUUCAUGUAUAUUGUAAUUUCGUGUACAUUGUGUAUUUAUUUCUACGUUAUACUAAAGAGUUUUUGUAAAAUACUGUAAUUAACUUGAUCGAAAUGAGAGGAAUUAGAAAGAUUCGAAUUGAAGAAGGACAAUGGAUAAAUCGAUUGAGCCAAAUCAUUAAUCGUCAAAAUUAUUAUAAUAUCGUGAUCAAGUAUUUAUUGUGAAUAUUUCAAAUUAGAAAUACAAUUGUUCUUUUUUUUUAAAUUUCUAAAUUGUGCAAAAAUGUUGGAUAUAUCUUCACAUAAGAUUGGUGCUUUAUGCUUGCAAAUAUUUGCAAAAAUCUGUAUCAUUCCUUUUUUUUUUUAAAAAAUAACUUCUAAAUAUUGAAUUCAAGUUAUUACAGAUCUUUUGUUAUCUAAA
Messenger RNA from Apis laboriosa (Himalayan honeybee), 3628 nucleotides. Its product is annotated as proton-coupled amino acid transporter-like protein pathetic. Gene Ontology annotation, biological process: amino acid transmembrane transport. The transcript is spliced from 8 exons. Gene Ontology annotation, cellular component: vacuolar membrane. The coding region runs from base 1452 to 2825 and encodes 457 amino acids. NCBI's taxonomy places the organism in Eukaryota, Metazoa, Arthropoda, Insecta, Hymenoptera, Apidae. The record is from RefSeq and is a predicted model, not a curated record. Gene Ontology annotation, molecular function: amino acid transmembrane transporter activity.